This is a messenger RNA of Yamadazyma tenuis ATCC 10573, 3513 nucleotides long. Lineage: Eukaryota; Fungi; Ascomycota; Pichiomycetes; Serinales; Debaryomycetaceae. The record is from RefSeq and is a predicted model, not a curated record.
AUGUACCAGAAAUACAUCAACUACCUCGAAAUCAAGUGCAGCCUUCUCUCCCAGAGGUACCUGAUCUUCGAGUCGUCCUCCAUCUCUUUGGACGAGAAAAAUCGGUUCAUUAGAGAGGAAUUUACCCCCAAAUUCGCCAAAAUUGAAUCGAGUUUGGAUAGCAUCAAGAACCUCCUCCCUCGAUUUGCCCUCAAAGACUUGAGUCAGAUCAGCGAUGUGGGGGAGGUAGAGAUCACAAGUUCCGUGCAAGUUCCCGGUACUUUGAGUGAAAUACCUGAAGUACAAGUCCAGAACUCAACUGCCAACGUCAGUGAAGACGAUUUCUCGGAGCUCGAAGUCACCCAGGUCAACUUGACUAAGCCCUCACGGUUGCCAAACGACGGCUUGAUCAGCCUAUCGUCCGAGCCAGACGUGUUUGUGGCAGCUCCUAGUUCACCACCUCGAACUCCUUUGAGGUCCGAAGACGACGUGGAGGACGAGUUUGGCCAGCACGAGAUGGACGGGUUGAUGACGCCUACUCACGAAAUCGAUGAUGCCGAUACUGACUUGAGUGGGUUUGUGGUUGACGAUGUGGAUGUUGAAGAUACUGAAGAUAUCAGUGAGUUUGGUAGUGACGCGGAAAGCAUAGCAGAAACCCAGUUCCACAUCGAUCAAGACGAGUUGAACGAUCUAAGGUUGAGCCAGGAUGUGGCCGACAACUUUGGUAUCAACUAUGAAGAAAUGGAUAAUGAUCUUGAGCUCGACAACGACUUUAUCACCACCCAGUUGAACGAUGAGAGGGAACUCAACUACGAGGUGAUUGAAAUCAGUGACGACGAAGAGGGUGUUUCGGACCUCGGAGGUCACACCACUUUCGUGAAGCCUGAAAAGACUAGUCAGAAGGCUAGAAAACCCGCAUACGACGAGUUUGAUGAGUUUGACGACGAGUUUGCUGACGAUGUGGUUGAAAUGGGUAUCACUACCUCCAUCGACAUUAUCCGUGAACAACAGAAUCGGUACCCUGGGUGUGAGCCGUACAUCAAGGAAAUCUACUCGGUGUUAAACAAGAAGUUUAAGCUACAGAAUUUCCGAUCCAAUCAGUUUGAAGCCAUCAUAUCUUUGCUUCAAGGUCGAGACGUGUUUGUGUUAAUGCCUACCGGAGGUGGGAAGUCUCUUUGUUACCAGCUCCCAUCCUUGAUCAAGAUAGGUGCCCGAAACCAGGGAGUUACGAUUGUCAUCUCCCCAUUGAUUUCGUUGAUGCAAGAUCAAGUCCAGCAUUUGAAGAACAAGAACAUCAAAGCAGGCAUGAUCAACUCCAAGAUCGAGUACCUGGAAAAGAAACAGAUUAUAGACUUAUUUAAGACCGCCCAGUUGGACUUGGUGUACUUGUCUCCAGAAAUGGUUAACUCAUCCGCCCAAAUCCAGCGAAUCAUCAAGCAGUUGUACGAUACCAAACAGCUCAACAAGGUGAUUGUGGAUGAAGCCCAUUGUAUCUCCAGUUGGGGUCAUGACUUCCGCCCUGACUAUAAAGCUAUGAGUAUCUUCCGACAGAAUUAUCCUGAUAUCCCCAUCAUGGCCUUAACGGCCACUGCCAACGAUAAGGUCCGAUUGGACAUCUUACACUUGUUGAACAUGAAGAGUCCCAAAGUGUUUAAGCAGAGUUUCAACCGGAUAAACUUAUACUAUGAGAUCCGAAUGAAAAAGGCAGGUUUUGUUGAGGAUAUUCGGGAUACAAUCUUGGCCAAGUACAAGAACCAAACCGGAAUCAUUUACUGCCAUUCCAAGCAGCUGUGUGAGCAAAUCAGUAUGAAGUUAAAUCAAUUCGGUAUCGAGUCGGCAUUCUAUCAUGCUGGAAUGAGCACGGAGGACCGGUUCGAGGUUCAAGAUUCCUGGCAACAAGAAAGACUUCGAGUAAUCUGUGCCACAAUAGCAUUUGGAAUGGGGAUCGAUAAGCCCAAUGUUCGGUUUGUGAUCCACUCGUUCUUACCCCGAAACCUAGAAGGCUAUUAUCAAGAAACCGGUCGUGCUGGAAGAGAUGGCCUACACAGUGACUGUAUCAUGUACUAUUCAUACAAGGAUGCUCGUAACUUACAGUUGAUGAUUCAGAAGGAUGAAGAGUACAACCAGGCCACCAAGGAUAACCACUUGAGUAAAUUACGGCAGGUGAUCCAGUAUUGUGAAAAUAAUCACGACUGUAGGAGAAGGCAAGUGUUGCAGUAUUUCAACGAAAACUUUGAUCCUAAGGACUGCCAAAAGCAGUGUGAUUCUUGCAACAACAAUGGCAGCGAGAUUCUGCGAGAUUUCACAGAUGUGUCCCGAAGUAUUAUCCGUCUAGUGCAGUCCAUUCAGAACGAAAAAAUCACCUUGCUCUACUGUCAGGAUAUUUUCAAGGGUUCGAAUAACUCCAAAAUCGUCAGCAAGGGCCACCACCAAUUGGAGUAUCAUGGGAUGGGUUCCAAGUUAACGAAGCUCGAGAUCGAAAGAAUCUUCUUCCACCUCAUCUGUGAAGGGUGUUUGGAAGAGUACUCGGUGAUCAAAGGAGGUUUUGCCUCCAAUUAUGUGAGAGUGGGUCUACAAGCGUCUCAGGUGUUAUCGGGCACCAAACUGAUUGUUAUCAAGUUUUCCAACAUCAUCCCAGAAACCAAAGCAACCCCUGUGUCGGGAUUUGUCAGUGCCAAAACCAACAAGCCGAUCAAACUCCCUCAAAAUAACCUCUCAAGUUUCGUGAAUGCUUCCAAUCGGAUGCACAUUGAUCGCUGCUUCCAUGAGCUCAAUUUGAUCCGGAACCAGAGGAAAAUCGAGCUUAACUUCCAAAAUGCCAACAGCAUUCUUAGUGAUGACCUGCUCAAGAAAUUGGCCAUAAUGUUACCAACAUCCAAGCAGGAGUUCAAAAAGUACGUCAACAACAACGAUCAACUCAACUAUUUUAUUUAUUUUAAGAGUAAGCUUAUGGAGCUCAGCCGCGAAAGGAAAGAGAAACUGGGCCAGAAGGUGGGGCGGAACCUUAAGACAAACGGCACUCAUUCAGGCGGCAGUCAGCGUCAUCGUGGGUCCAAAUAUUUCAAGCGGCCUGGCGCCGCAAAAAAAAAACGACUGCAAAAGACCAUGCCCGAAUGAGGUGGAGCUUUACGUUUACGGGACAACCAGGACACUUGUCACAAUGGGCAACGUAAUUGCCCUGUUUGCAACCAGCGUCAUAACUCUGGCAGGCCCCAUUUUAGAUCAGCAAGGGCCGUCUUAAUUGGGUAUUAGAGUAGGCUGAAACGUCGCGAUCUGCAGCUGCAUAUAAGACCAAAUAACCUGAUUCUGCCAGAGUAGGGGUCGGUAGUAAGGAAGGGUAUUUGGGGGUGAAGGUGGGGGCCCCCAGUUGAAUAGAACAAAUCUAGAAUGAUAUACGUAUAAACAAGGUUUAUUGAAGGGUUAAAGGCGAUCUGCUACCCAUUAGCAGUUGUCCCAAUGGGACAAAACCGUUGAAACUUACUUAAGAUAUGUGACUAGUGAAAUUGAUUUUCCCACAAAUAUACGCCCGUUAUA